CUAUAAAUUGGGGUGAAAAAGAAAUUCCCCAAGCGGUUCCCGCAUUCUCCGGCGAGCAUCGUCUAGGGUUUCUUUAUCGUCGUCUCCGUGAGUCUAAAACUGCGUUCAAGUUCUCAAAGUUCUGUAAGAAUGAGACCGGUGUUCGUCGGGAACUUCGAAUAUGAUACUCGCCAGUCGGAGCUCGAGCGAUUGUUCAGCAAGUAUGGGAGAGUGGAGCGAGUGGACAUGAAAUCUGGAUAUGCUUUUGUCUAUUUUGAGGAUGAACGUGAUGCUGAAGAUGCCAUUCGUGGGCUUGACAAUACCCCUUUUGGAUACGAGAGGCGUAGGUUAUCUGUCGAAUGGGCCAAGGGUGAACGUGGUAAGCCUCGUGAUGGGAGGUCAGCUGUAAACCAGAGGCCUACUAAGACACUGUUUGUCAUCAACUUUGAUCCCGUUCACACGAGAGAACGUGACAUUGAGAGGCACUUUGAGCCGCAUGGUAAAGUUCUGAAUGUCCGUAUCAGACGCAAUUUUGCAUUUAUUCAGUUUGCAACACAGGAGGAUGCUACCAAGGCCCUCGAAUGCACACAGAGGAGCAAAAUACUGGACAGGGUUGUAUCGGUGGAGUAUGCGUUACGGGAUGAUGACGAGAGAGAUGAAAGAUAUGGAGGGAGUCCGAGUAGGGGGGCUGGAUACGGGAGGUCACCUAGCCCGGUGUACAGGAGGCGGCCAAGCCCUGAUUACGGCCGUCCACGCAGUCCAGAAUACGACAGGUACAAGGGUCCAACGGGAGGUGUUGAAAGACGUAGGAGUCCAGAUUACGGACGGAGGAGUCCGGAUUAUGGUAGGGCCAGGAGCCCCCCAGGUUAUGACCGAUACCGCAGCCGGUCGCCUGUUCAAAGAACGAGAGCAUGAACACGACGAUGGAUGGCAGAAGGGAGGGCAUGCUUCUCUGAAGGAAAUGGUGGGGUUUUUUUUUUAAAGUGUUAACGGUGUAAGAAUAUUGGGUUUCGUCUAACCGUUGUUUGUUCUGGGUUGAACAUACGACCUUUUUUUUUUUUUUUUUAAAAAACCCCCUUUGCAUAGCAGGCAACAUGUGUAGGAGAUGUACUUAUGGUUUGUCUUGUGUGACGAAUGUGAUCUUAUCUCCAUGCUCUCGUGUACACGCGCC
Tarenaya hassleriana is the source of this 1150-nucleotide messenger RNA. Its product is annotated as serine/arginine-rich splicing factor RS31-like. Lineage: Eukaryota; Viridiplantae; Streptophyta; Magnoliopsida; Brassicales; Cleomaceae. The coding region runs from base 130 to 894 and encodes 254 amino acids. The transcript is spliced from 6 exons. Gene Ontology annotation, cellular component: nuclear speck. Gene Ontology annotation, molecular function: RNA binding. The record is from RefSeq and is a predicted model, not a curated record. Gene Ontology annotation, biological process: mRNA splicing, via spliceosome.